AUGCCGGAACCAAACAACAACGGGCUCCACUCCUUGAAGACAAACGCCGAGGUGGCCGCCAUGGCCGCCUCUGGUGUUUAUGCUGCCAACGAACUCGGUAAAGCAAUCUCAGAUGACUACAAGGAUGCCAGCGACCACUAUAUGAAGGCUGCAGUCGGGGCCGCCGUCGCGGUUGGAGCAUUCCAGCUUCUCCAGAAGCAGAAACGGAAACGCGAAGAGGACGAGUACGACAGCAGUGAAGAUGAAGAACAUCACCACCGCCGCCAUGAGCCCCGGCCCCGCCGGUACUCAGAUCAUGAACAUCGCCACGAGUACUCGGAGUCGCCAGGACACACCAGGCGGCUCCUGGAGGAGGCUGUAGGGGCGUACAGCUUGGGGAAAGAGCUCUUGGGCGACAGGCGGCAUCAUGUCAUCCACCUGGUCACAGAGGCUCUGGGAGCAGUUGCCGCUAUCAAAGAGGUCAACCAGAGGAGCAAAGAAGCUCGAGAAGUCUGA
Molecule: messenger RNA, 495 nt
Organism: Fonsecaea multimorphosa CBS 102226
Lineage: Eukaryota; Fungi; Ascomycota; Eurotiomycetes; Chaetothyriales; Herpotrichiellaceae
Exons: 1
Coding region: 1-495 (164 amino acids)
Source: RefSeq, a predicted model, not a curated record